GCGGAAGCGCGGCCCUGCCGGCUGACCCCGGGAGCGGCCCCGGAGCGGCCCCGCGCGCGGAGCCCGGUGAGAACGGGGCGGCCGCGCUGCUCCCGCGGGGCUGCAGCGGCCCCGCGCCCCGGCCCGGCCCGGCCGUUACCCCGCGCCGUUGGACACGCGGCCCUGGCACCGCGCGGGGCCCGCUAAGGAGCGGUAGGCGGCUGCCGGCGGGUCCCUCGGGAAGGGAGAAGCUGACCCGGAUCCCGCCCCUCGGUCACUCCUCUGCAGGUCGCCCGCCCGCGCCGCACACUUGUCCCCCAUGGCCGCGUGGUCCCGGGAGGCGGUGCUGACUCUGUACCGAGCUCUGCUGCGCCGCGGCCGCGGCCUGCGCUACACCGACCGGGAUUUCUACCUCGCCUCCAUCCGCCGCGAGUUCCGCCGGAACCAGGGGCUGCAGCGGCUGGAGGACAAGGAAAGGCAGCUGGAGAAGGGACAGGCUUUCCUGCAGAGCAGGCUCGGGGGCCUGGUUUAG
Molecule: messenger RNA, 511 nt
Organism: Poecile atricapillus (Black-capped chickadee)
Lineage: Eukaryota; Metazoa; Chordata; Aves; Passeriformes; Paridae
Product: mitochondrial ribosome and complex I assembly factor AltMIEF1-like
Exons: 1
Coding region: 299-511 (70 amino acids)
Source: RefSeq, a predicted model, not a curated record